Messenger RNA from Diaporthe amygdali, 1629 nucleotides. RefSeq lists its product as uncharacterized. The record is from RefSeq and is a predicted model, not a curated record. Lineage: Eukaryota; Fungi; Ascomycota; Sordariomycetes; Diaporthales; Diaporthaceae. The coding region runs from base 1 to 1629 and encodes 542 amino acids. The transcript has 3 exons.
AUGAAGUGGUGGGGUGGCACAGCAAAGAUCAGCAUUGAAGUUCGUGACAAGUCAAUACCAAAGCAAUGGCUGUUGGAACCGGAGAGCCUACCAUCAAAAGAUCAGCUUACAGUGUUGGGUGUGCCGGCAGAUUCUGGAAAACUCACGGCGGAUGAAAUUGAGAUGACAGACUCUGAUGUCUACCGGCUGUUGGAAGCAUACAGAGCUCGCAAAUGGACAGUGAGACAAGUCGUCACAGCAUUCAUAAAGAAAGCUGUUAUAAUGAACCAGUUGACCAACUUCGUGACCGAGUUCCUAACAGACGACGCCCUCAAGCGAGCAGACGAGCUCGAUGCCCACUUGGAAUCCACAGGCGAACUCGCCAGGCCCCUGCACGGCAUUCCAACCUCAGUAAAAGAGCACAUCUCGCUCGCAAACCGGAUCACCAACGCAGGCUUUGUCUCAUUCAUCAAACAUCCCGUGCCUGCAGAGGACGCGUACCUCGUGCAACUUCUCAAGCAGUCCGGCGCAGUGUUCCACAUCCGUACGAACCAGCCGCAGUCGCUCAUGCACCUCGACUGCGAGAACAACAUCACAGGCCGCACGCUGAACCCGCACAACCUGCGUCUCUCGCCGGGCGGCUCGUCUGGCGGUGAGGGCGUGAGUGUCGGCAGUGGGUGCUCUGUACUCGGCAUCGGAACGGAUAUCGGCGGGAGCAUCAGGAUCCCCGCUGCGUUUGGCAACUGCUACGGGUUAAGGCCGACGGCGUUGAGGGUUACUACAAAGGGCCAAGCUGGUCUGACCGGAGGCCAGGAGAGCAUACGCGGUGUGGCUGGACCGUUGGCUCGGAGUGUGGAGGGGCUGCAGGUCUGGAUGAAGACGGUGCUGGACCAGAAACCCUGGGACGUCGACACUUCUUUGACACCUGUCCCUUGGAGAUCGGAUGUGAAAUUGGGAGACUUCACUGUGGGCGUGAUGUGGGAUGACGGGAUCGUCAAGCCUCACCCGCCUGUGCUGCGAGCUUUGAAGACUGCAGUUGACAAGCUCAAGGCAACUGGAGUGAGUGUUGUGGACUGGGAGCCGUACGACCAUCAGCGAGGAUGGGAUAUUGUCGCUCCUCUCUACUUCCCAGACGGCGGCAAGCGCUACAUGGACGAGUUUGCCAAAUCAGGUGAGCCCGCCCUGCCUCUGACGCUGCACGCCUUCGACUUCGCGAGAAACUCUGGCAAGGUGCCCCUCAGUGUCCAUGACAACUGGGCGCUGAACCGCGAGCGGGAAGACUACCGGCGAGAGCACCAUGCCAUGAUGAAAGAGCGCGGUGUGGACUUUAUCCUAGGCCCGGCAUAUGUUGGCGCAGGAGUGCUGCAAGGUGGUGCGAAAUAUUGGCACUACACAUCUGUCUGGAACAUCUUGGACCUGCCUUCUGUGGUUUUGCCAAGUGGACUCAGGUGUGACAAGAACGUGGACGUCAGAGACGAGACUUAUCAGCCGAGGAGCGAUGUUGAUGGGGAAGAGUGGAAAUCCUAUGAUCCAGAAUUGUUUCAUGGAGUCCCAAUAGCCGUGCAGCUGGCUGGGAAACGAUUCAAGGAUGAGGAAGUGCUUGCGGCGGCAAAACUGCUAGACGAUGCGAUUAAGGGAGGAGUCAAUUGA